Mauremys mutica (yellowpond turtle) is the source of this 913-nucleotide messenger RNA. Its product is annotated as protein FAM162B-like. The transcript is spliced from 4 exons. The coding region runs from base 13 to 486 and encodes 157 amino acids. The record is from RefSeq and is a predicted model, not a curated record. Gene Ontology annotation, cellular component: mitochondrion. Gene Ontology annotation, biological process: neuron apoptotic process; positive regulation of release of cytochrome c from mitochondria; cellular response to hypoxia. Lineage: Eukaryota; Metazoa; Chordata; Testudines; Geoemydidae.
ACCGGGCACACAAUGCUGGGGCAGCUAUUGAAAAGUGAGCCUCUUUUCACAAGUAUUUUGAGAACAACCGAUUUCUGGAGGCGUCCAUGUACCAAGGACACUCAGAUAUUGACAAGAAGAACAUUUUGUAACAAAGCAGAGGCCACAAAGAAGGUUAUUCCAGGUCGUAGCACAUUCAGAAAUGACAGAAGACCUACAGCAUUUGAUAAAAAGAUUUUAUUAUGGGCAGGACGGUUUAAAAAAGAGGAGGAUAUUCCAGCUCUAUUAUCAUCUGAGGUCAUCAAAGCUGCUACGAGUAGAGUGAGGAUCAAAAUUUGCUACAUCACAAUGGCACUGACUCUGCUAGGCUGCUUGGUCAUGAUCAUCUCAGGCAAGCAAGCUGCUAGAAGAGAUGACACGCUGCUGAGGAUGAAUACCGAGAAGAAGGCCAUGUGGAGGGCUGAAGCAGAGACAGAACUGGAAGCAGCUGCAAUGAAAGCUCAGUGAUCAAGACGGGAUUUAUUUUAGCAGCAGGCAAUAAGUGAUUUAUACAUGUGGCAUAUGCACCUCUGUUCCGUUAACUCUUUGGAGCUUCUUUUCACUGCAAAGAUUUGCUAUAGAAAAGUGUUUACUUAUGAAUUUUGAAACCCUGGUGGAAAUUCCAGCAGACUCGGUUAGAAGCCUUCUACUGAUCUCUGAGCUUUUGUGUACACCUCAGUUGGAGAGUCAGAAAUCAGUAAAUCGGCUUUUUUUCAAGCCGACAUUGGCCAACUUGGAAUCAGCUGAAAAAGAGAACCAGGGUGGUUCAGCAGGUUGGGUGCUAGCCUGGGAUUCUGGAAACCCAGCUUCAGCUCCUUGCUUUACCACUGCCUCCUUGCAUGACCUCGAUCAGUCACUUACUCUCUUUAUGCCUUAGGGUAGGUUUACACUUACC